Molecule: messenger RNA, 522 nt
Organism: Rhipicephalus microplus (southern cattle tick)
Lineage: Eukaryota; Metazoa; Arthropoda; Arachnida; Ixodida; Ixodidae
Source: RefSeq, a predicted model, not a curated record
AUGCCUGCGGUGUCGGCAGUUUCCCGCAGGAAUGCAACAGUUUUCACUUCGACACUCGUGCUCCUCAUGCUGCUCAUAAAAAAGAGGAAGCAAGUACGCGAGCAGCGGCAGCCUCGCCGUUGGUGGAUUCGCCCUGUUUUCUUGGCGCGUAAGCAAGAAGGCCUCUACCACACUGCGAUGAAACGGAUGCGCGAAGGCGAUCAUGGAUUUUUUAAGUUCUAUCGAAUGACGCCAGCACUUUUUGAUGUGCUGCUCAGAUUCGUUGCUCUGGACCUGACAAAAAUCCACGUGUCGAGGGAAACUCUCGAGCCUGGUGAACGGCUUGCAAUAACCUUGAGUUACCUUGCAUCAGGGCAAGAUAUCCCCUCUGUUGCUCUGGCGUAUCGAGUGGGAAUCGAAACUGCCCGCUUGUGCAUUCAUGAAACGUGCGAAGCAAUCUGGGAAAGGCUAAAAGACCAUGUCAUGAAGACACCUACCAAAGCAGACUGGCACUGUAUUGCCAAAGGAUUUCAUUCACGGUGA